AUUUUCAUUAAAAAGCAAGAAACUUCAAGUUCCUCAUUAUCAAGCUAGCCACACCAUCAACUCUCUUCCCAUGUAUGCAUCAACUUCUUUUGCUGCCUUCUCCACUGCUUCGUCCCAUGAGCUUCUGCAGAACAAUUGUGAGACCACCCACAAAUUGUCCUGCAUAAGAAAAAGAUACUAGUAUCCCCCGCCUUGAACUUGGGUUCAAUAGAUGAUGAUGUUGGCUGCUCAAUAUGAGAUUCACAAACAAAUUCACCACCCAAUAACUUAUUCACAAACAAUCGAACAAUCGAUUCACAUAUGGAUCAUUCAUCACCAAUCAAUGGCAAAUUCAAAAGAAAAAAGAACUGAAGGAUUGACCAGGCGCCGACAGAGGAGAUGCUGGUCAGUAAGGAAAUUAGAAUCGUGUUUGUCGACACGGGUGUGCGGGGACUUCUCGGCAGAGAGAUCUUCUUGGUGUGCAAGGGCUUGACGCGGAGAGAUUUUGAAGGUGCGCGAGAGCUUGACGGCACGGGGAGGAGGAAGAAGAUGGUGGAGGCGACUGGAUGGAAGGGAGCAGGCCAUCCCCGUGAGAGGAAGAAGAAGAUGCUGGUGCGGUGGAGAGGAGGUAGUCGAUGGCUGGAGCUCCUGUGUUUGUUCGUCUUCGCGAGAGGACGAAGGAGAUGAAAGAAGGAAUGGGAGAGUUGUGGCGGGUCUGUCUGAUCGUGGAGUAGGGUUUGGGGGUUGAAAAAAAAUGGACAAAUUUCGGUAGGAGGUAGGAUUCGAACAGUGGGCUGUUUUAAUGAAAUCAGAGGUGCAAU
Messenger RNA from Linum trigynum, 800 nucleotides. NCBI's taxonomy places the organism in Eukaryota, Viridiplantae, Streptophyta, Magnoliopsida, Malpighiales, Linaceae. The record is from the annotation of a GenBank genome assembly.